Molecule: messenger RNA, 962 nt
Organism: Durotheca rogersii
Lineage: Eukaryota; Fungi; Ascomycota; Sordariomycetes; Xylariales; Xylariaceae
Exons: 1
Coding region: 146-649 (167 amino acids)
Source: RefSeq, a predicted model, not a curated record
CUAUAAUAAGCAGAUGGGAGGGCGGCCGGAGUGGAUGCUCUCUAUGCCCUUCUCGGCACUUCGCCAUUCCUUCGCCGAGGAGCAUGGAGACGGGUUCGACAGAUGUAGGUAGGUAUAUAUCGAGCCCGUGGGCCCUAUAGCCUAUAUGGCUGUAACAAGGUUCGGCAUAAGUAGGCUUUCCACCUCUCUAGGAGGGAGGGGGGGAGGAGAGAGAAGGGGGGAGCGCCGCCGCUCAGACUUCGCCUGGUCCGGAUCCGGCUGUGUGGUCCUCGGCGACGGGCUCGCCCCCCAUUUUUCUGUUCCCUUUUUUUUUAAUGGUAAUAUUUUAUCGUGGUAUUCUUUUUCUUUCUUUCUCCUUCUCUCUUUAUCCUUCUUCUUCUUUUUCUUUUUCCUUGCCUGUCCCCUUUAUUCCCUCGCCCACUCGGAGAGAAGCGAGCCACACGUAUACCACGUCGUACACAUCUCGGACCUACCUGGCCUAACCUCAGGGAUCUAUGGCAUAUAUGUGUGGAUGUACGUACGGCUUAUGUGUGACAUGCUACCUAUCCACUUAUGUAUGUACGAUGUAUGUAAGGAGGGUCCCCUCUAUCUCUAUCUCUCUCUCUCAUCGGGAGCGACCCUACCUACUACUUACUACGUAGGUAGGUAGUACAUCCUCCCUCCCCUCCCCUCCCGCCCUAAUCUUAGCGGCCAGAGCGAUUACUACGUCCGAGACGUCGAUCCGUAAAGCCGGCCCGUCGGUGUCAUCUUCGUCUUCGUCGUCCUCGUUGUCGUCUCGUGCCGUCUCGUCGGGUUAAAUAACGCGCUCGUAGGAAUAUAGGUCGAGGCACGCUAGCGGUUCCGGACGCCCGCACACACCUGCCCACAACGUAUAGGUGCCGGCUAAAAGCGCUAGCAACGGGGUCUCGGUGUCGGGUUGCUCAUCCCGUUUCUAGAAGGUUACCCGUCAGCCCAGGUUCUCC